ACAGCGCGUCGGCGACGAAUCCACUGAUUUGCGAUUAUGUAAUGUCAAAAUACGGACUUAACGACAGAAAACCUCCUAGCGCCGUAAAAAUCACGCUGGAUAUUUCCUUCUCCAUCCUCAACGCGUUACCAAAAAGUUUCUGCCAUCGGUUUAAGACCACAGUAUGGUUUCGCAUGUUCUCUUCGAGUCCGCCUCUGGCUAUGCUAUCUUCGAGGUCAAACUGCAAGAUGCUCUCGGCUCGUCAACGAAGGCUCUUCAAGACUCGAUUGACGACCUGGCGAGAUUUGGGAAGAUGGUGAACCUUCUCAGUUUUGCUCCGUACAAGAGCGCGGCACAUGCUUUGGAGAAUGCAAAUGAUAUCUCUGAGGGCAUUCUCAACGAGCAUCUGCAGUCGCUGCUUGAGCUCAAUCUUUCCAAGCCAAAUAAGAAAUCCAAAGUUGUCCUCGGUGUCUGGGAACCAACUCUUGCGUCCUCUAUUAAGAGCACCCUUAGCUUUGACUGCAACACAGAUGAAGUGACCAAAGACCUCAUUCGUGGCAUUCGGCUGCAUGCCCCCAAGCUCCUCAAGGGCCUCCAAGCAGACGACCUUAUUAAGGCUCAGCUUGGUCUGGGUCACUCCUACUCUCGCGCAAAAGUCAAAUUCAACGUGAACCGUAUCGAUAACAUGAUCAUCCAGGCCAUUGCCCUACUAGACCAGCUGGACAAGGAUGUCAACCUCUUCUCGAUGCGCAUUCGCGAGUGGUACGGCUACCACUUCCCCGAACUUGUUAAGCUCGUCCCGGACAACUUCCAAUACGCAUGCACGGCACAGUUUAUUGGGGCGAAAGAGAAACUUAACGAGGAGAAGCUGCACGACCUCUCUGCCAUCCUUGACGACGAUAUGACCCGCGCUCAGAAUGUCCUUGACGCCGCGAGGAACUCUAUGGGCUCAGCUCUGGCCGACAUCGACAUGCUCAACGUCAUGGCCUUUGCGACUCGCGUGAUCUCGCUCGCAGAGUACCGCAAGUCACUCACAGCGUACCUCUCGGAGAAGAUGAACCAGGUCGCACCGAGUCUGACUGCGCUCCUCGGUGAGCGUAUUGGCGCUCGGCUCAUCAGCCACGCUGGCAGCUUGACAAAUCUAUCCAAAUAUCCGGCGAGUACCGUGCAGAUUCUGGGCGCGGAAAAAGCGCUUUUCCGUGCGUUGAAGACCAAGGGUAACACACCCAAGUACGGCCUUAUCUACCACUCAUCCUUCAUUGGCCGUGCGGGUCCCAAAUUCAAGGGCCGCAUCUCGCGCUUCCUCGCGAACAAGUGCUCAAUAGCAUCACGUAUCGACUGCUUCUCUGAAAAACCUACACCUGCGUUUGGUGAGGUCCUCCGCCAACAGGUCGAGGAGCGCCUCAACUUUUUCGAGACGGGCGAACCACCGGCGAAGAACACGGACGCGAUCCGCAAGGUACUUGAUCGGCUCGCGCUUGACGACGACGAGUCCGACGAUGAGGAUGCGCCAGCGUCGAAGGAACUAGCACCGCCACCGAUCGAACCGUCGUCUAAGAAGGACAAAAAGAAGAAGCGGAAAGCUGAGGCCGAGGAGGAUAUCGAGAUGGAGGAGGACGCGCCACGGAAGAAGGUCAAGCUGUCUAAAGAGGACAAGAAGGCGCUCAAAAAGGAGGAGAAGAGGCGAAAGGAGGCAGAGGAGGGCGUAGAGGGCGAGGAGAAGGAUAAGAAAAAGGCCAAGAAGGACAAGAAGGAGAAAAAGAAGAAGAGCGAAGAGUAAAUGGCCCUCCUUUUGUCGUUAUAUGCUGUCGUCCGUACCCUGGUCUUUCUAUCUGUCUUGUUGUAUCUUACACUGCCGAAGUAUCCCUUAUUUGUUCUCCGGCCUUUUCAGGGAUACUGUGGACCCUCCUUCGUAUCGUGCAGUCGACGUGGUACGACAACGAGUGGGUCAACAAAAAUCAUACGACGUCUACUGAUAGUUAUUCCCCAAGGGAAUAUUGAAGUGGCGGUAUCAGAUCGAACGCGGCAGGCGUUAUCAUCCACCUUACUAGGCCGUCGAAUCUCACACAAGUUUGCUGCUGCUUUGCAUCUCUACAUAUCGACUCUCGAAAUAUGGAGCAUGACGCCAGCGCGCCGU
Molecule: messenger RNA, 2116 nt
Organism: Phanerochaete carnosa HHB-10118-sp
Lineage: Eukaryota; Fungi; Basidiomycota; Agaricomycetes; Polyporales; Phanerochaetaceae
Exons: 4
Coding region: 164-1759 (531 amino acids)
Cellular component (GO): box C/D methylation guide snoRNP complex; small-subunit processome
Molecular function (GO): snoRNA binding
Source: RefSeq, a predicted model, not a curated record